Physeter macrocephalus (sperm whale) is the source of this 7059-nucleotide messenger RNA. It is a transcript of the gene COL11A1, whose product is annotated as collagen type XI alpha 1 chain. The record is from RefSeq and is a predicted model, not a curated record. Gene Ontology annotation, biological process: extracellular matrix organization. Gene Ontology annotation, molecular function: extracellular matrix structural constituent conferring tensile strength. The coding region runs from base 352 to 5769 and encodes 1805 amino acids. The transcript is spliced from 67 exons. Lineage: Eukaryota; Metazoa; Chordata; Mammalia; Artiodactyla; Physeteridae. Gene Ontology annotation, cellular component: collagen type XI trimer.
GGCUGCCCAGAGCCUCUCGUCCGGCCCACAGACGGCAUGAAGCCUUUAGGGGCACGCAGUCCUCACAGAUUUUUGGUUGAAGCCCCUCAUCUGCCUUCAGUCUGAAGGCAGGGCCCCGCAGAGGACGGAUCGGAGGGUCCCGACCAGCGGGGCCGACCGAGAAGGAGAGGAGGGGGCGAGAGACAGGAAGGAAGCAAACCAUCAAAUCUAAAGAAAAAGCCCUUUGACUUUUUCCCCCUCUCCCUUCCAAUGGCUGUGUAGCAAACAUCCCCGACGAUACCUUGGAAGGGAGUUGGUCUGCAGUCGCGUUUUCGUGGUUUGAGUUCACAGUUGUGAGUGCGGGGCUCGGAGAUGGAGCGGUGGUCCUCUAGGUGGAAAACGAAACGGUGGCUCUGGGAUUUCACCAUAACAACUCUCGCACUGACUUUCCUCUUCCAGGCUAGAGAGGUCAGAGGAGCUGCUCCAGUUGAUGUACUAAAAGCUCUAGAUUUUCACAGUUCUCCAGAGGGAAUAUCAAAAACAAUGGGCUUUUGCACAAACAGAAAGAAUUCAAAAGGUUCAGAUACUGCUUACAGAGUUUCAAAGCAAGCACAACUCAGUGCCCCAACAAAACAGUUAUUUUCAGGAGGAACUUUUCCAGAGGAUUUUUCAAUAUUAUUUACAGUAAAACCCAAAAAAGGAAUUCAGUCUUUCCUUUUAUCUAUAUAUAAUGAGCAUGGUAUUCAGCAAAUCGGUGUGGAGGUUGGGAGAUCACCUGUUUUCCUGUAUGAAGACCACACUGGAAAACCUGCCCCAGAAGACUACCCCCUCUUUAGAACUGUUAACAUCGCAGAUGGAAAGUGGCACCGGGUAGCAAUCAGCGUGGAGAAGAAAACUGUGACAAUGAUUGUUGAUUGUAAGAUGAAAACCACAAAACCACUUGACAGAAGUGAGAGAGCAAUCGUUGACACCAGUGGAAUUACAGUUUUUGGAACAAGAAUUUUGGAUGAAGAAGUUUUUGAGGGGGACAUCCAGCAGUUCUUGAUCAUAGGUGACCCCAAAGCAGCGUAUGACUACUGUGAGCAUUACAGUCCAGACUGUGAUUCCUCAGCAUCCAAGGCUGCUCAGGCUCAGGAACCCCAGAUCGAUGAGUAUGCACCUGAGGAUAUAAUGGAAUAUGACUAUGAGUAUGGGGAAGCAGAAUAUAAAGAGGCUGAAAGUAUAACAGAGACUCCCACUGUAACUGAGGAGACAAUAGCACAAACCGAGGCAAAUAUUGUUGAUGAUUUUGAAGAAUACAACUAUGGAACAGAAAGUUACCAAACAGAAGCUCCUAGGCGUGUAUCUGGACCAAAUGAGCCAAAUCCGGUUGAAGAAGUAUUUACUGAAGAAUAUCUAACUGGAGAGGAUUAUGAUUCCCAGAGGAAAAAUUCUGAGGAUAUGCUAUAUGAAAACAAAGAAAUAGACGGCAGGGACUCUGAACUUCUGGUAGAUGGAGAUUUAGGCGAAUAUGAUUUUUAUGAAUAUAAAGAAUAUGAAGAUAAACCAACAAGCCCCACUAAUGAAGAAUUUGGUCCAGGUGUUCCAGCAGAAACAGAUAUCACAGAAACAAGUAUAAAUGGCCAUGGUGCAUACGGAGAAAAAGGACAGAAAGGAGAACCAGCAGUAGUUGAACCUGGCAUGCUUAUUGAAGGACCACCAGGGCCAGCAGGACCUGCGGGUCUUAUGGGUCCUCCAGGUCUACAGGGCCCCACUGGACCCCCUGGUGACCCUGGCGAGAGGGGUCCCCCAGGACGUCCUGGUCUACCAGGGGCUGAUGGUUUACCGGGUCCUCCUGGUACCAUGUUAGUGUUACCGUUUCGUUAUGGUGGCGAUGGUUCCAAAGGACCAGUCAUCUCUGCUCAGGAAGCUCAGGCCCAGGCCAUUCUUCAGCAGGCUCGGAUUGCUCUGAGAGGUCCACCUGGCCCAAUGGGUCUAACUGGAAGACCGGGUCCUGUGGGGGGGCCUGGUUCCUCUGGGGCCAAAGGUGAGAGGGGUGAUCCAGGUCCUCAGGGUCCUCGUGGUGUCCAAGGUCCUCCUGGUCCAAUAGGAAAACCUGGAAAAAGGGGUCGUCCGGGUGCUGAUGGAGGAAGAGGAAUGCCAGGAGAACCCGGGGCCAAGGGGGAUCGAGGAUUUGAUGGACUUCCAGGUCUGCCAGGUGACAAGGGUCACAGGGGUGAACGAGGUCCCCAAGGUCCUCCUGGUCCUCCUGGUGAAGAUGGAAUGCGGGGAGAAGAUGGAGAAAUAGGACCAAGGGGUCUUCCAGGUGAAGCUGGUCCACGAGGUUUGCUAGGACCAAGGGGAACUCCAGGACCUACAGGACAGCCUGGUAUCGCAGGUGUGGAUGGCCCCCCAGGACCAAAAGGGAACAUGGGUCCCCAAGGGGAGCCUGGACCUCCAGGUCAGCAAGGGAAUCCAGGACCUCAAGGUCUUCCUGGUCCACAAGGUCCAAUUGGUCCUCCCGGUGAAAAAGGACCACAAGGAAAACCAGGGCUCGGAGGACUUCCUGGUGCUGAUGGGCCUCCCGGUCAUCCUGGAAAAGAAGGCCAGUCUGGAGAAAAGGGUUCUCUGGGUCCUCCUGGUCCACAGGGUCCCAUUGGCUACCCUGGUCCCCGAGGAGUAAAGGGAGCAGAUGGUGUCAGAGGUCUCAAGGGCUCUAAAGGUGAAAAGGGAGAAGAUGGUUUUCCAGGAUUCAAAGGGGACAUGGGUCUUAAAGGUGACAGAGGGGAAGUUGGUCAAGUAGGUCCAAGAGGAGAAGAUGGCCCUGAAGGCCCCAAAGGUCGAGCAGGUCCAACCGGAGACCCCGGUCCUGCUGGUCAAGCAGGAGAGAAGGGGAAACUUGGUGUUCCAGGAUUACCAGGAUAUCCAGGAAGACAAGGUCCAAAGGGUUCCACUGGAUUUCCUGGGUUUCCAGGUGCCAAUGGAGAGAAAGGUGCCCGGGGUGUAGCUGGCAAACCAGGCCCUCGGGGUCAGCGUGGUCCAACGGGUCCUCGAGGUUCAAGAGGUGCGAGAGGUCCCACUGGGAAACCUGGUCCAAAGGGCACUUCAGGCGGUGAUGGUCCUCCUGGCCCUCCUGGUGAAAGAGGUCCUCAAGGACCUCAAGGUCCAGUUGGAUUCCCUGGACCAAAAGGCCCUCCUGGACCACCUGGAAAGGAUGGCCUGCCAGGACACCCUGGGCAACGUGGAGAGACUGGGUUUCAAGGCAAGACCGGCCCUCCUGGGCCAGGGGGUGUUGUUGGACCACAGGGACCAACUGGUGAGACUGGUCCCAUAGGUGAACGUGGACAUCCUGGUCCUCCUGGCCCUCCUGGGGAGCAAGGUCUUCCCGGUGCUGCAGGAAAAGAAGGUGCAAAGGGUGACCCAGGUCCUCAAGGUGUCUCAGGGAAAGACGGACCAGCAGGACUACGUGGUUUCCCAGGUGAAAGAGGACUUUCUGGAGCUCAGGGUGCACCUGGACUGAAAGGAGGAGAAGGUCCCCAGGGCCCACCAGGUCCAGUUGGCUCACCAGGAGAACGUGGGUCAGCAGGAACAGCUGGCCCAAUUGGUUUGCCAGGGCGACCAGGACCUCAGGGUCCUCCUGGUCCAGCUGGAGAGAAAGGUGCUCCUGGAGAAAAAGGUCCCCAAGGCCCUGCAGGGAGAGAUGGAGUACAAGGCCCCGUGGGUCUCCCAGGGCCUGCUGGGCCUGCUGGCUCCCCAGGAGAGGAUGGAGACAAGGGUGAAAUCGGUGAACCAGGACAAAAAGGCAGCAAGGGUGACAAAGGAGAAAAUGGUCCUCCUGGUCCCCCAGGUCUUCAAGGUCCAGUUGGUGCCCCUGGAAUUGCUGGAGGUGAUGGUGAGCCAGGUCCCAGAGGUCAGCAGGGGAUGUUCGGACAAAAAGGUGAUGAAGGUGCCAGAGGUUUCCCAGGACCUCCAGGUCCCAUAGGUCUUCAGGGUCUGCCAGGCCCACCUGGUGAAAAAGGUGAAAAUGGGGAUGUUGGUCCCAUGGGUCCACCUGGUCCUCCAGGCCCCAGAGGUCCUCAAGGUCCCAAUGGAGCUGAUGGACCACAAGGACCACCGGGAUCCAUUGGUUCAGUUGGUGGUGUUGGAGAAAAGGGUGAGCCUGGAGAAGCAGGGAACCCAGGGCCUCCUGGGGAAGCAGGCACAGGCGGUCCCAAAGGAGAAAGAGGAGAGAAAGGAGAAGCUGGUCCACCUGGUGCUGCUGGACCUCCUGGUGCUAAAGGACCAUCAGGUGACGAUGGCCCUAAGGGUAACCCGGGUCCUGUUGGUUUUCCUGGAGAUCCUGGUCCCCCUGGGGAACCUGGCCCCGCAGGUCAGGAUGGUGUUGGUGGUGACAAGGGUGAAGAUGGAGAUCCUGGACAACCGGGUCCUCCUGGCCCAUCUGGUGAGGCUGGCCCACCAGGUCCUCCUGGAAAGAGAGGUCCUCCUGGAGCUGCAGGUGCAGAGGGAAGACAAGGUGAAAAAGGUGCUAAGGGAGAAGCAGGAGCUGAAGGUCCGCCAGGAAAAACUGGCCCAGUUGGUCCUCAGGGACCUGCCGGAAAGCCUGGUCCAGAGGGUCUUCGGGGCAUCCCUGGCCCUGUGGGAGAACAAGGUCUCCCUGGAGCUGCAGGCCAAGAUGGGCCACCUGGUCCUAUGGGACCUCCUGGCUUACCUGGUCUCAAAGGUGACCCUGGCUCCAAGGGUGAGAAGGGACAUCCUGGUUUAAUUGGCCUGAUUGGUCCUCCAGGAGAACAAGGUGAAAAGGGUGACAGAGGACUCCCUGGAACUCAAGGCUCUCCAGGAGCAAAAGGGGAUGGAGGUAUUUCAGGCCCUGCUGGUCCCAUAGGUCCACCUGGUCCUCCAGGCUUACCAGGUCCUCAAGGUCCAAAGGGUACCAAAGGCUCUACUGGACCUGCUGGCCAGAAGGGUGACAGUGGUCUUCCAGGGCCUCCUGGGCCUCCGGGUCCACCGGGUGAAGUCAUACAGCCUUUACCAAUCUUGUCACCCAAAAAAACAAGAAGACAUACAGAAAGCAUGCAGUCAGAUGCAAGUGAUAAUAUUCUGGAUUACACUGAUGGAAUGGAGGAAAUAUUUGGUUCCCUCAAUUCCUUGAAACAAGACAUUGAGCAUAUGAAGUUUCCAAUGGGUACACAGACCAACCCAGCCCGAACUUGCAAAGAUCUGCAACUCAGCCAUCCUGACUUCCCAGAUGGUGAAUAUUGGAUUGAUCCUAACCAGGGUUGCUCAGGAGAUUCCUUCAAAGUUUACUGUAAUUUCACGUCUGGUGGUGAGACUUGCAUUUAUCCAGACAGAAAGUCAGAGGGCGUAAGAAUUUCAUCAUGGCCAAAGGAGAAACCAAGAAGCUGGUUUAGUGAAUUUAAGAGAGGAAAACUGCUUUCAUAUUUAGAUGUGGCAGGCAAUUCCAUUAAUAUGGUGCAAAUGACAUUCCUGAAACUGCUGACUGCUUCUGCGCGGCAAAAUUUCACCUACAGCUGUCAUCAGUCAGCAGCCUGGUACGAUGUGUCAUCAGGAAGCUAUGACAAAGCACUUCGGUUCCUGGGAUCGAAUGAUGAGGAGAUGUCCCAUGACAACAACCCUUACAUCAAAGCCUUAUAUGAUGGCUGUGCGUCCAGAAAAGGCUAUGAAAAGACUGUGAUUGAAAUCAAUACACCGAAAAUUGACCAAGUACCUAUCGUUGAUGUAAUGAUCAAUGACUUUGGUGAUCUGAAUCAGAAGUUUGGAUUUGAAGUUGGUCCUGUUUGUUUUCUUGGCUAAGAUUAGGACAAAGAACAUAUGAAAUCAACAGAAAAUAUACCUUGGUGCCACCAACCCAUUUUAUGCCACAUGCAAGUUUUGAAUAAGAAUGGUGUAGAAAAUAACUUGUUACGUAUAUAUGUACCAAUUAGGAAAUAUCGAUGCCCUUGUGGGAGCAGAAUCACAUGACAAAAGCUUUGAAAAUCAUAAAAAUAUAAGAUAGUGUGGCUAAGAUGGAAACAGGCCUUAUUCUUGAUUCCCAAUUUUCAUCUCUUCUUUUCCUAUUUGGAUUUCUUUGGUGCUGUAGAAAAAAAAAAAAGAGAAAAAUAUAUAUUCAUAAAAGACAUGGUGCUCAUUCCCGUCCAUCCAGGAUGUGCUAAAACAGUGUGUUUAAUAAAUUGUAAUUAUUUUAUGUACAGUUCUAUACUGUUAUCUGUGUGUCCAUUUCCAAAACUUGCAUGUGUCUCUGAAUUCCAUCUGACUCUAAUUUUAUGACAACUGCAGAACUAUGACGGCAAUAAAUACAUGUAUCAUGAAAAAAUAAAGUUGCAAUUUCUGAUGACUCUAAUUCCCUUUCUUUGAUGAAUAAUAAAAUGCCUUUGUAUAUAUUGAUGUUGAAGAGUUCAAUUAUUUGAUGUCGCCAACAAAUUUCUCAGAGGGCAAAACCUGGAAGACUUUUGGAAGCACACUCCAAUCAACUCUUCUCUACUGAUCGUAAUUUUGCUGAAUUUCAGCCAAAAACAUCAUGCAUUUUAAUGCUUUAUUCAAUGCUAUACCUCAACCUUUUUCUUUUCAGAGACCAGGAUUUCACAGGAUACUUGUAUAUGUGGAAAAUAAGCAAGUUUAUAUUUUUGGACAGGAAAAUAUGUAUGAGAAGCUGUUUUAACAAAUUGAUGCCUCCAUCAAGCAAUCAAUCAGAUGUACAGUUUUUUUACUACCUUAUUGUUUUCAGUGUGCUUCAACCAGUGAGGUUAAUAUUAAAAGAUGGAAACUAAACAAUUAUUUAUGAAUUUGUUCAAUGUUAUAUUUUUAAUCAAUUUCUUGAAUUUGAUUCUAAGCUGCAUACUAUAAUAGUCUCCAAAUAUUAUUUUACCUGCACCUGCCCAACAACUAUUAUUUCUUUUCUUUCAAGAUAAUAUCAUGCAUUAUUUGACCUACCUAAUUGCUAAAUAACAUCUGGGUGGACUGUUACUAACAGUGCUUGUUUUAAAAGUCAUACUUAGUAAAAACAAUCAAAACAUUUUUUUCCACUAAGGCAUUUUCUUUCAGGUAGCUUGAAAUAGCAGUAAAAUUUAAAAAUUACACACUGAA